Molecule: messenger RNA, 1863 nt
Organism: Helianthus annuus (common sunflower)
Lineage: Eukaryota; Viridiplantae; Streptophyta; Magnoliopsida; Asterales; Asteraceae
Product: probable serine incorporator
Exons: 13
Coding region: 366-1586 (406 amino acids)
Cellular component (GO): membrane
Source: RefSeq, a predicted model, not a curated record
UUCUAAUCAUAACUUCAAACACCAAAAAAAAAAAAAAAUAACAUAAAAAAAACCGUUCGGCGCAAAAUAGCAAAAGAGAAACAGAAGAUUAUAACAUAAACGAAUCUCACACUCUCUUUGUGUUCAUAUAAACAUAUAUAUACACGUAUACAUACCGAGUUAGGGCUUAAUCGAGUGCGUAAGUUCGUAUCAACAACUUUUUCAACGAAUUUGUUUCCGGUGGAUCUCCGGCGACUUCACCGGAACGUUCGCCGGAAAGUUCAGCCUCUGCUGUGUGGAAUAACUGACUUGAUUUUCCGUUUUGCGAGAGUUCGAUCAGAUUGGAGAUGAGAAGUGAAUAAUUUAUUAUUUAUUAUAAUAAAUAUAUGACGACAGCAAAACUUGAAGCCGGGAUGGAUGAAGGAAAUGAUACCAGUAAUGAUCCGUAUGCCAAGAUCUUGGCGGGCUCUUGGUGGGCCCAGUUCAGAUAUGGAUCCAAUCCUUGGAUGGCCCGUUAUGUAUAUAGCGUCAUGUUUCUAUUAGCAAACUUGCUUGCGUGGGCUGUACGUGGUGAUUAUAGGCCGACUGUAUUGACCCAAAUGAAUAAAUUAAAAAGUUGUGAAGGUCAUGAAGAGUGUUUAGGCACACAAGGAGUUCUGAGAGUGAGCAUGGGAUGUUUCAUAUUCUUCUUUAUAAUGUUUGUUUCAACCAGUGGCACCACAAAGUUACAUCAGCGAAAAGAACUGUGGCAUUCUAGUUGGUGGUCUGCCAAAAUCGUCAUCUUGAUCACACUGACCGUUCUACCCUUCUUUCUCCCUACACAAUUGAUUCUUCUAUAUGGUUCCAUUGCACAUUUUGGUGCAGGGGUAUUUUUGCUAAUUCAACUAAUCAGCAUGAUCAGCUUCAUUACAUGGCUGAACGAACGCUGCUUAUCAGAAAAGUAUGCUGAGAGAUGCCGUACCCAUUUCAUGCUGCUUUCAAUUGCUGCAUAUUUUGUGUGCAUACUGGGGAUCAUUUUGAUGUAUAUUUGGUACACACCACAACUGACUUGCACGCUAAAUAUUUUCUUCAUUACAUGGACACUUUUUCUCCUCCAGCUUAUGACAAGUGUCUCUCUUCAUCCAAAAGUUAAUGCCGGCUUCCUGACUCCAGGUAUUAUGGGACUCUACAUCGUAUUCCUAUGUUGGUCCGCCAUUAGAAGUGAACCACCAGAUAUCAAAUGUCUGAGGAAGUUUGGAGCCUCAAGAGACUGGCUAACGAUCAUAAGCUUUGUUAUUGCCCUACUUGCAAUGGUGAUUGCCACAUUUUCAACAGGGAUUGAUUCUCAAUGCUUUCAGUCGCGAAAGGAUGAGAAACAGGAGGAAGAUGAUGUUCCGUAUGGUUUCGGAUUCUUCCAUUUAGUUUUUGCCUCUGGAGUUAUGUACUUUGCAAUGUUAUUAAUCGGUUGGAAUUCUCAUCACACCAUGAAAAAGUGGACUAUUGAUGUUGGUUGGACAAGUACUUGGGUCAGAAUAGUAAAUGAGUGGCUAGCAGUCUGUGUUUACUUGUGGAUGCUGGUAGCACCGAUCGUGUGGAAAAGUCGGCAGGUAGCGGAAGAGCCCAAAUAAGCAAAAGCUCGAAGAGGACAAUCUUCACUGUGUAUGUUAACAUAAUUUAUACACAAUCACAUGAUAUAGAAGCCAGAGAGAUGAAAAAGAAAUGGCAUCCAUGGAGUCUAAACAUGUCAAUUAUUGGAAGUCGACAUGCUUUUGAUCUUAUUCGUUUUUAGUCGAAAACUAAGGAUGUCACAUCCUGGAUUUUCGUUCGUAUAUAGUCCUUGAUUUAAGAAUAAGAGGAACAUGAAUUGUCUCACAUAAAAAAGGAAUAAAUGUUCAAUUUUUGUUC